UACCGGCGGCUGAAUUUUUCUUCGAAAUGAGGUGCACUACCACCGGAUGUUAGGGUUACUUUCCACGUAUUGUCUUUAUAUUUGAAAACCUAUUCCGUGCAGAAAGUAACUCUUAAAAAAUGUUGGUUUUAUUUGAGACCCCUGCGGGAUACGCGAUUUUCAAGCUGCUCGAUGAAAAUAAAUUGGCCAAGACCGAAAACCUUUACAAUGACUUCGAGACGCCAGAAUCUGCCAGCAGAAUCAUCAAACUUAAACAUUUUGAGAAAUUCGCUGACACUACCGAAGCACUCGCAGCAACAACCGCGGCAGUCGAAAGUAAACUUUCAAAAUCGUUGAAAAAAGUACUCAAGAAGCAUUGCACAGAACUCCAGGAGCAAUUAGCGGUAGCAGAUGCGAAGUUGGGCAACGUCAUCAAAGACAAACUAAGUUUACAGUGCAUCAGUAACACGGCGGUGCAAGAAUUAAUGCGCUGCAUUCGUAGUCAAAUGGACAGUUUACUGGCAGGCUUCCCAAAGAAGGAAAUGACGGCGAUGGCAUUAGGAUUGGCUCAUAGCUUGUCCAGAUACAAAUUGAAAUUUUCCCCCGACAAAAUCGACACCAUGAUAAUACAAGCCGUAUGCUUAUUGGACGAUCUGGACAAGGAAUUGAACAAUUACGUGAUGCGCUGCAGAGAAUGGUACGGUUGGCACUUUCCGGAACUCGGAAAAAUCAUAACGGACAACGUGGCAUUCGUAAAGACGGUCAAGAUCAUCGGUACCAGGGAAAACGCGAGCAGCUCGGACCUUUCCGACACGCUCCCGGAGGAUGUCGAGCAGAAGGUCAAAGAAGCCGCCGAGAUUUCAAUGGGUACGGAAAUCUCUCUGGACGACAUAAUCAAUAUACAGCACCUGUGCGAUCAAGUGAUACAGAUCAGUCAGUACCGAACGCAGCUGUACGAUUAUUUGAAAGCCAGAAUGAUGGCGAUGGCGCCUAAUUUGACCGUCCUGGUCGGAGAUCUCGUCGGAGCGAGGCUGAUAUCUCACGCGGGUUCCCUAGUCAACCUGGCGAAACACCCGGCGUCGACGGUGCAGAUCCUCGGGGCCGAGAAAGCGCUCUUCCGAGCGCUCAAAACGAAGAGGGACACGCCCAAGUACGGCCUGAUUUAUCACGCCCAGCUGGUCGGACAGGCCUCGACGAAGAACAAGGGAAAGAUGUCCCGGAUGCUCGCGGCGAAGGCGGCGCUGGCCACCAGAGUGGACGCGCUCGGGGAAGACGGCAACGUCGACCUCGGCGCGGAGCACAGGGCCAAGCUGGAGAUGCGGCUGCGAGUGCUCGAGGAGGGCAACCUUCGCAGGAUCAGCGGGACCGGCAAAGCGAAGGCCAAGUUCGAGAAAUACCACUCCACCAGUGAGUUCAUUCAGUAUCCGAGCGCGGCCGACUCGACCCUGUCGGGCGCCAAGCGGAAGCACUCGCACUCCUCCCAGGAGGAGAAGCCUCUCAUCGAGGAAUUGGGAGCUCAGCCCCCGGCGGCCGAGGAGGACGUACCUUCCAAGAAGAAGAAGAAGAAGCUCAGCUCCGGUCCCCAGGAGGACUCGGUCGCUGGCAUCGUCAAGAUCGAAAAAACCGAUCCGGAAGAUCUCGAGUCGACCGAACAAACUCCAGAUUCCGGAAAGAAGAAGAAGAAGAAGAAGAGGGUGCUUCCAGAGGUCGAGGUGAAAACCGAAGAACCGAGCGUCACGGAGGAGGCCGUCGAGGCCGUUACGAGCGAAAAGAAGAAGAAAAAGAAGAAAAAGAAGGAGGAGGAGGAGGCUCGCGAAGAACUCGACGAGUCGGCAGUUUUGGAGGAAGCCGGCGAAGCGCCACCGAGCGAAAAGAAGAAGAAGAAGAAAAAGAAGGCGUCGCAGUCGGACGGCUAAAAGUCGGUUCUUCUCGAGAGAAUAUCAAGUCGCGAGGAAAUCGAACGACUCGGUAUAAGAUCUCCGCGGAGGAGAGAUCCGUACCGAAAGUGCCGACGUUGUUCCUCCGAAUCUCGGCAGGGUCAGAGAUGCCGAGGAAUCAUUUAAAUUUGUAUUUUCUUUACGCCCGAUGUGGUAAUAGCACGCUACAAUAAAUAUCAUGUACGAAUGACUAUUUUAGUCCUCCAUUAGCCCAAGGAUACUCGUAUCGAUUCUCCUCGAUGCUCCUCGGGGUACCCUUGAAGCAUCGAAGCGAUUUAUAGGAGCUCGCAAUUUCCAAGAAAAGUGAGGGACGCCUGCCCUUGAGGGUCCGGGAGGGACCCCAGAGGGAUCGCUGACAGACCUCGCUACCUAAUUCAACGAGUGACGCACAAACCUUAAAAGCAUAUCGUUCGUUUAUCGGUUACUUUUAUUAGGCACGAAGACAGUAUACGUCUAUAUGUAUAUAUGUAUAUUAUAUAUACACGUAUCUAUGUACGAUGUCUAUGUAUGUAUGUAUGUAUGUAUGUAUAUCAAAUCCGUAGAAAAUAUUUGCAGCAGAACGUAUUCCCUUCCGCGACCUAGGACGCGGUAUUACGUUUAUUAAUCCUACCGUCCUACCUCGUCGGUCGCAAUGGUCUCAAACUUGUAAAAUGCUCCUCGACACCGAGACGGAAAACGAUCUUACGUACAAUUCACAACGAUUUAGUCCGGUUCGGUCACGAUCAUUAAAUUGCCUCCAUCCGGACCGAGAAUCCAUCUUCCCUCCCUUUUCCAUCAGGUUGGCAAUCUUUCAUUGCAAUUGCACCGGAAAGGAAAUAAAAUGAAUUACGAGCGUGACAACGUAUACCGAGAUUUGUUCGUUAAACACAGUGCAGGGCGAUUUAUCUCGGUCUUCGCGAUGGAACCGACGUCCCUAGAAUCGGCUCCACGUCGAGGACUGCCUUAACAACUAGAUAUAUAAUUUCGCGGUUUUCUAUUUAUCCGAAUAAAUCCGAGGAUACAAUAUACAUAUACCGACGUUACAGUUGAUUUCCUUUAACGCUACCACCCCGUCGACUCUUUACGAUUGCAGCACACCGAGUCUUUUGACCUCGGAAAAGACCCUCCGCGGUACGAAAGUUCCUCGUGGACGAGAACCCGCGAGACCGAAGGUAAAGUAUAUAUAUAUGUAUAAAUUGUAAAUCCCUAGUGAUAUCACUUGCACAUGCCACGUAUAAACCACAGGACGCGAAACGAAUACGACACGUACCCCUUUCGUCUCCGCGAUGCUCCAGCGGGAAGAAGGGAUUAAAAGUAAAUUUCUCAAGCCACUCCACGAUGCUGUCCUACCGAUAGCGAGUCGCCCCAAAACAUUCGGUCCACUCGGGUACGAGGGAGAGCCCUAUACCCCACCCCUACUCCUAACCUACCUUAAGAUACCGGAAGGCGCUUCGCCCCUGCCCUACCCCCCCGAGGGGGAGCGCGCGCU
Molecule: messenger RNA, 3384 nt
Organism: Orussus abietinus
Lineage: Eukaryota; Metazoa; Arthropoda; Insecta; Hymenoptera; Orussidae
Gene: nop5
Product: nucleolar protein 58
Exons: 4
Coding region: 120-1895 (591 amino acids)
Cellular component (GO): box C/D methylation guide snoRNP complex; small-subunit processome
Molecular function (GO): snoRNA binding
Source: RefSeq, a predicted model, not a curated record